AUCUUUGUGUGGUGUUUUUCCCUUCAGAAGCAGCACACUCUCUCCUGUCCCUCCAUCUCCUCCCAUACCACCUGCUUUGCAUUAAGUCCCAAUCCGAUUUCCCCAACUCCCUGGUGUCUGAUUUAAUUUGCCUGACGCUGCUCCUAGAAUCAGCCCUCCCCAACCCACCUCUCCCCCCUACACACACAGCCUCCCAGCUCCCCAUGGGGAGAUCAGUCCUGGGAGAGGCUGACACACCAAGAGUGAGAGAGGGACACAGUGUAUGGAUAGCUGGCGCCAGGACGGGAAGGACUGAGGGGGAUCAUAGCGUGACCAGGGGCUCCCAUCCUGACAGGGGACUAAAUCCCCAGGGGACCAAGGGAGUGCCAACCAGGAGGGGACAGCAGCCACCUCUCCCCACAGACCAGGACUCAGGCUAUCCCGAGUGGAGGACCCAUUACUAGCCAAUUGAGAUGGGGGAAAUGGAACAGAUGAGGCAAGAGGCCGAGCAGCUGAAGAAGCAGAUUGCGGAUGCACGGAAAGCCUGUGCUGACACUACACUUGCUCAGAUUGUGUCCGGGGUGGAGGUAGUUGGACGCAUUCAGAUGCGUACACGGAGGACCCUGCGUGGGCACCUGGCCAAGAUCUAUGCAAUGCACUGGUGCACGGACUCCAAACUCCUGGUCAGUGCCUCACAAGAUGGGAAACUAAUCGUGUGGGACACUUACACAACCAAUAAGGUUCAUGCCAUCCCUCUCCGCUCAUCCUGGGUCAUGACCUGUGCCUAUGCGCCCUCAGGGAAUUUUGUGGCUUGUGGGGGUCUCGACAACAUGUGCUCUAUCUACAAUCUCAAGACUCGUGAAGGCAAUGUCAAAGUGAGCAGGGAGCUCUCGGCCCACACAGGUUACCUCUCCUGCUGCCGAUUCCUGGAUGACAAUAAUAUCGUGACAAGCUCCGGAGACACCACCUGCGCACUCUGGGAUAUUGAAACGGGACAGCAGAAGACUGUGUUUAUGGGUCACACUGGAGACUGCAUGAGCCUGGCCGUCUCCCCAGACUUCAAACUCUUUAUCUCCGGGGCCUGUGAUGCCACUGCCAAGCUGUGGGACGUACGGGAGGGAACCUGCCGUCAGACAUUCACAGGGCAUGAGUCGGACAUCAAUGCCAUCUGUUUCUUCCCCAACGGUGAGGCCAUCUGCACCGGUUCAGAUGAUGCCACCUGCCGUCUCUUUGAUCUGCGGGCGGACCAGGAGCUCAUCGUCUAUUCCCACGAGAGCAUCAUCUGUGGAAUCACCUCAGUCGCCUUCUCCCGCAGCGGACGUCUCAUGCUGGCUGGAUAUGACGACUUUAACUGCAACAUCUGGGACUCCCUAAAGGGGGAGCGUGUGGGGAUCCUCUCCGGUCAUGACAACAGGGUGAGCUGCCUGGGGGUGACAGCCGAUGGCAUGGCUGUGGCUACUGGCUCCUGGGACAGCUUCCUCAAGAUUUGGAACUGAAGAGGAUGAUCGGGAGAGGGAGAUUAUUGGGAGGAGGGUGUCCACACCAAACACAUUGUCAGUUGAGCACAA
Molecule: messenger RNA, 1547 nt
Organism: Gopherus flavomarginatus (Mexican gopher tortoise)
Lineage: Eukaryota; Metazoa; Chordata; Testudines; Testudinidae
Gene: GNB3
Product: G protein subunit beta 3
Exons: 10
Coding region: 453-1475 (340 amino acids)
Biological process (GO): G protein-coupled receptor signaling pathway
Cellular component (GO): heterotrimeric G-protein complex; cytoplasm
Molecular function (GO): signaling receptor complex adaptor activity; protein binding
Source: RefSeq, a predicted model, not a curated record